UGAGUUUAGCCACACCUUCAUGUAAAAUGGCGGAUUGCCUGUCUCUUCUCCGCCAGUAUAAUAUCCAGAAGAAAGAGAUAUUAGAAAGAGAUGACUUGAUUAUAUUUGGAAACGUGGCUUGGCCGAAAACAGCAAGAACCAAUUAUGUUGCUUAUAAGUCAGCUGGUCAGGGCGGCAAGGAAUAUUACACUUUAGAAUCACUUUUGUUUCUCUUGAAGAAUGUCGGUUUGUCUCAUCCUAUGUAUGUUCAGAGAGCUGGGAACCAAAAUAUUCCCGUUAUCAAGUUCCCUGAUAGAAGAGGACUAUUAAGCUAUUUAAAUGGAGAACUAGAAACUACUCCUAGCAUUGAUAGAAGUGUUCAUUUGGAAAUGGGAAUACCUGCACCAUAUCCUAAAAGAAGUAAUGAUGAGUCUCAUCCAGAAUCAGUGAAGAGACCAAGACUAGAGAGUGAUGAAGUCAAAGUUGAUAAACAACGUUUAGCAGUCAAACUCGGAGCUAACAAGAAAGGUGGUGCCAUUACUGAUCAGAUCAGACCACUCAGUGAGACAAUGUCUGUCGAAAAGAUUGCUGCCAUUAAAGCAAAGAGACUAGCAAAGAAGAGAGCAACCAUACGGGAUGAUGACAUUGAUGAUGCAACCGCACAGGAGCAUGGUUAUCUUGAUGAUGCUACACAUUCUGUUAUCAAGAGGCAGCGGUGCCAUAAAACUAGAGCCUCUGUUCUACAAAGCACCAAUAAAACUUUUAGCAACAUUUUUAGCUUAUUGCAAACCGUCAAGUCAAGAGAAGAAGGAAAAAUGGACAAUGAGAGCAACAAAGAGACCAUUGAAACAGUAAAGAAACCAGGGAAGAGUAAGUACAAUAGAUAUGAUCAGGAGAGAUUUGGAAAGGAAGCUACUGGUGAUUUCAGUAUUGUAACUACUGGUACAUAUCAUGGAAUGACACUAAAAACAAUGACAGAGGUAGCCUCUAAACCAAUACCUGAAGUCCAUACUAGUCAUCAUGAAAUUGAAACUGUGAAAGAAGUAAGCAGAACACCUUCAGUACAAAGGAAAGACCACCGUCACCAUCGAUCAGUCCCAAUCAUUAUACUGCCAUCAUCACCAACUUCUGUCAUUACUACAUACAAUGCAAGAGAGUUCUUUGAAGAAUUUAAGUACAUACCAUCAGAAGAGAAGCGGAAAUCUGGUUCUAAGAAAACAUCAGAGCUAACUAUCUAUCGUAAGAAACCUGACCCAGCUCAUCCGGGGCAAACUAUUUCAAAACCUUUUCGUGUCACUGACAAUCCUCUUAGACUAAGCUCUCUUGAUUGGAAGCAAGUGGUCGCUGUAUUUGUAGCUGGUCCCAUGUGGCAGUUCAAGGGUUGGCCUGAUGUUCAAGCAGGAGGAUCACCAGUUGAUAUAUUCACUAAAAUGAAGGCAUUCCAUAUUAAGUUUGAUGAUGAGAAAUUAGACAGCAAUAUCCAAUUGUGGGAUGUUGAAGUACUUAAAAUCAAUAAAAGGAAACGUUAUUUAGACAAAGCAUCCAUGCUUCGUUUUUGGGAUGUAAUGGACAAAUUUGUCAAGUAAGAUGUUUGAAAACAUAGUUAUACCACUGGCAUGAAAUUACUUUCUUUUAUAAUUUUUCAUUGAUUCUCUCUUCUACUAAUGAAAUUCUCACAGCACAUU
Molecule: messenger RNA, 1664 nt
Organism: Amphimedon queenslandica
Lineage: Eukaryota; Metazoa; Porifera; Demospongiae; Haplosclerida; Niphatidae
Product: parafibromin-like
Exons: 20
Coding region: 27-1565 (512 amino acids)
Biological process (GO): positive regulation of transcription elongation by RNA polymerase II; transcription elongation by RNA polymerase II
Cellular component (GO): Cdc73/Paf1 complex
Molecular function (GO): RNA polymerase II complex binding
Source: RefSeq, a predicted model, not a curated record